AUGGGGGACGAUCCGGGGAGGCUUUAUCGUUUGGAUGGAGUUGCUCAUAUCGCCGGGGUGAUCAACGACGAGCGGUUUGUGUAUACAAUGUUGGUUGCCUCCUCGUCGUUGCAUAUCAGCAUUAGGCGGCAGCAGGGGAUGCGUCUUGAUGAGAGGUGCGUUCCGUACUUGCAGAUGGCCGGAUUGUACCAUCUUGCGAGACUGAACGACAGAUGGUUCCGACUAGACGAGCCCCUAGUCAGCGCAUUCGUCGAGAGGUGGCGGCCUGAGACGCACACCUUCCACAUGCCGUUCGGGGAGUGCACCAUCACGCUUCAGGACGUUGCAUACCAGCUGGGGUUGCCAGUGGACGGACAUUACGUCAGUGGUCGCCUGACGGACUUUCACCUGUACAUUGAGGGUGGGAGGCAAGCUUGGCAGUGGUUCCAUGAGUUGCUCGGUGUUUUACCUCCCAAGAACCAGGUUCAGAAAUUCACAGUCAACUGCACCUGGUUCCAGGAGACAUUUGGAGAGUGUCCCGACGGGGCUGAUGAGGAGACAGUUAGGCGCUUUGCCCGUGCCUAUAUCAUGAUGUUAUUGGGCACGCAGCUGUUUGCCGACAAGUCCGGCAAUCGUAUACACAUCAGAUGGCUACUCUAUGUUGCUCGGCUUGAGGAGAUGGGUGGCUACAGUUGGGGGUCGGCGACACUAGUAUGGUUGUACCGGUGCAUGUGCCGAGUCGCCAACAGACAUGUCGUGAAAUUAGCUGGGCCUUUACAGUUACUGCAGUCUUGGAUCUUCUGGAGGUUUCCUUCAUUUAGGCCUACUGGGUAUGAUGAGAUUAGCUGGCCCCUUUCCUCAAGAUGGUCUGGUUACAAUCCUUGGAUUAGCAAUAAGGGACCUCGGGUACAGAUGGCUCGCCUGAAGAUCGACUUGUUACAGCCUCGGGAUUUCAUAUUAGACUGGCAUCUUCACUGGCAGGAGCGUGCGGAGCACAUUUUACAGUUCGACAUCGUGCCCGAACCCGGUCCUUCACAUGAUUUCUUGACAUAG
Messenger RNA from Arachis duranensis, 1032 nucleotides. Its product is annotated as protein MAIN-LIKE 1-like. Gene Ontology annotation, biological process: meristem maintenance; meristem development. NCBI's taxonomy places the organism in Eukaryota, Viridiplantae, Streptophyta, Magnoliopsida, Fabales, Fabaceae. The coding region runs from base 1 to 1032 and encodes 343 amino acids. The transcript is spliced from 5 exons. The record is from RefSeq and is a predicted model, not a curated record.